AUGGAACCUUAGCAAUCUAUAGUAUAGGAAUUUCCAUCAGAUGAUAAGCAACAAUUCUUAGACAUUCAACUAAUCUUGGCGUUCUAACUUGUCCAUUACUGCUAUUUUGGCUUCCGAACUUACAAAAAAGAAUCAUCAUUUUUCAAUCAAAUAGGACCUACAAUGAUAUUAAAGACUUGUCUCAUAUUGUCAUUCUAUAUAGUAUUUAAGAAAAUUAAAUAUUCAUCUAAUGAGUUUAUAUUAGGCCAUUUGAUAAUUGGAAUAAUUUUUCAAAUUGCAGCAUUGUUUUAUGAAAAAUAGUUUGCUUAGGUUGUUUAUUAAUUCACAAUCUUGGUCCAAUAUUCAUAUUUUGUGUAAUAGAUGACAGAGGAAUCAAUUGGAUUUUUUUGUUAGGCAACUUAAUAUGCAUAGAGCUUAGCUUUUAUUUAUCAUUUAUUUUAGAUGUUUAAAAAUAAGAAUGGCACUACUUUGAGUCCAUUCUAAGUAAAAAUCCAUAUUUUAGAAUCAAUGCUCUAAAUUACAUUAAGUUUGACGAGUAAACACAAUAUCCUUUCAUAUGGACCUGGAGUUGUGUAUCUGCUAUCGUCAUUGUUCUGCUUAAGAGUACAGAAAGAAUUACUCUAAAUUUAAGACAAGAAGACAGUUGGAAAGCAGAAGUCUUAAUGA
Messenger RNA from Paramecium tetraurelia, 666 nucleotides. RefSeq lists its product as uncharacterized. Lineage: Eukaryota; Ciliophora; Oligohymenophorea; Peniculida; Parameciidae. The record is from RefSeq and is a predicted model, not a curated record. The transcript has 2 exons.